AUGUCUACGACAUCCACCGACCGCAAUGUAUCUGAAUCGACACACCCAUUCGACGACAGCGAUGCAGACUUGAUCGUGCAGUCCUCUGACGGAAAACGCUUUUGCGUUUACCGUAAGAUCCUCGCGAAGGCAUCACCAGUCUUCAAGGAUAUGUUCCAGCUUCCGCCAGUACCGCAAGAUGAUGCGCUGGUGCAGCUGCAAGUAGCUGAGGACGGUGAGGAAGACAUUAUCGACGGUAUCCAUGUCGUCCGUGUCACGGAAAACGGCCGAGAAUUGGAGAACUUCCUCCGCCUUCUGAAUCCUUUGUACCCACCAAAUGAUCUACCUCUUGACGACAUCUUGCGCUUGCUGGACGCUUGUCGCAAAUAUCAACUCCAUGUGAUCCCUCCUCAGCUUAUGGGGAGACUUAGACGUCGCAUGAACCGCGAUCCGUGGCGGGUACUUUGUAUCGCUGAGGCUUUUGGUAUGGACGACCUUGUUCGAGACGUUGCGCAGAGUUUCUUGCGCCACAAUAUCUUGCCUCUCGGCACGAUGCCCCCUGAAUUGGGUCGUCUAUCAGGACCUGCUAUAUGGAAGAUUCUCAACUUCCACGGCGAUUGUGCUAAGGUUGCUGCCUCUAUCGUAGAGAUGAACACCGCAUCCAAUUGGGUCCUCACAGGUGUCGGGGACCGCAGUGUGAACACGCAACUCUUUAACCGUAACCUAAUAGAUUCCACUCCUGCAUGGAUAUGGUUUCGCUGCACGUCCUGCCCAGCAAGCAACAAUACCGUUAUACACUGUGCCGUAGGACGUGCAAGCGGAAACUUCACUCCGCGAGAUUGGUGGAAGGAGUACAUGGAUCGGAUACUAUACCGGGUCAAUAAUCGACCUCUCGGCUUCGAUCCCAGGGAGACCGAGUUACUCGAACCGUCCCUGCGAAAAGCGGCCAGCUGCUCUACCUGCGGCCCAGAGGCCUUCAAGGACCUCAUGCAGUUCGGUCGGAUCCUUGCUGAUCGCAUCAUGCAGGCUGUCUCGAAGAUUCAACUCGAAUUACCCUUGUGCUAA
This is a messenger RNA of Postia placenta MAD-698-R-SB12, 1044 nucleotides long. RefSeq lists its product as hypothetical. The transcript is spliced from 2 exons. NCBI's taxonomy places the organism in Eukaryota, Fungi, Basidiomycota, Agaricomycetes, Polyporales, Adustoporiaceae. The record is from RefSeq and is a predicted model, not a curated record. Gene Ontology annotation, molecular function: protein binding. Bases 1 to 1044 code for a protein of 347 amino acids.